Fomitopsis serialis is the source of this 1810-nucleotide messenger RNA. RefSeq lists its product as uncharacterized. The transcript is spliced from 4 exons. The coding region runs from base 1 to 1590 and encodes 529 amino acids. Lineage: Eukaryota; Fungi; Basidiomycota; Agaricomycetes; Polyporales; Fomitopsidaceae. The record is from RefSeq and is a predicted model, not a curated record.
AUGCCGACGAACCUCCUCGCACUCAAUGACGAUGUCCUCGCCAUCCUCGUCUCCUUCCUGAGCUGCGCAGACGCACAUCAACUCUCGUAUACGACCCGCGCAAUUCACGACGUUGCCACCCAUCGCGCGCUACACUCCGUCACCCUGCGCUCGUUUCCCCGAGUCGUCAAGUUCUGCACCUACAUGCUGGAUAACAUGCGACAUCGCCGGACCGCUAUCCAUGAACUGAGGAUUCAUUGCUACAUCGUACCAGCACCAGAGGCCAUCAACACCAGUCGUACUGCGGAGACCUAUGCGGAAGGAGGUGGUCUGCUAACCAGGCUACUGCAAGGCGCUACAUGCCUUCGCAUAUUCGCUCUGGACUGUGCCGAGUACUGGAUGGAGUACCAGACUCGGCUGGUCGACGUCUUAUCUUCCAUGACCCACCUGACGGAGUUAGAGCUGCAGGUCGUUGGACCAAACGCUUCGAGAUUGAUCAACGGAAUGCAAUCCACGCCUCGCAAGCUCGUUUUCAAGGCACCUCGGCGGCGGGGGCCAGCGAACCGACAGGCCUUACCAGUUGGCGCAAAACUUGAACUGGGUUCGCAGCUCCGUAUCACGAGUGUGGUACACCUUGCAGCAAUGGAUCCAGCGAAUCAAUCCGAGCUAGCUGAUCUAGCGCGGAUAUUCCCUGGUACUCGCAGCCUCGACAUCAGGCUCGAGUAUUCUCCCCCUGUCCGUCGUGGACAACCUAUACCGACGAUUCAGUGGGCAGCACUGGAAUACAUUCGCGGUCCGGGCUUUUCAUUGGCAAAAUGGCGCAAUGUGACUGGUGUACAUCUGUUGGAGUUGGUGGUCGAGCACUCGCGCCAAUUCAAUGAUUAUUCAAUUGGCCUAGCCGCCAUCGCAGCAGUGACGAACUUUCAGCCCGUCGCACUGGUAGUGCGGAUGGACUCAACCCUCAACCACGAUUUCUGGAAACAACUCAUCCGGAGCUCGGAGCGUCUCCGAUAUCUGGCCGUCACUGCGGACAAACCGCGUUGUGCGAAGCGCUCACAUGAAUCGGGAAUUGCGUGUACCUUUUCGACAUAUGUUCGUAUGACACGUGCGGAGCAAAACUACAUAGCUAAGUGGUGGGGGAAAUUCAGUCAGAUCACCAAGUCCUGGCAGAUCGCCGAGCUAAGCCGCAUCGUAUGCCUGGAAAUCCGCUGUCCUCUACGGCGCGAGUCGCAGUGGGAAUACAAAGCCGGCGCAACUGGCGCGUUUGACUUGGAUGUUCCUUCCUUUGAGGACCCGAUAUACCGUGCGUUCCCCGUCUCCGUGCGAGACACAGCACCUACGCUCUCCUACCUCUCUCUCGACCUGAGCCCCGAAGGCGAGUCGCCUUGGAGAUACAACUUCCUGGAACCGGAACACAGCCUGGAGGGCAUACUACCUCUGGACCUGCGCUGGUGGCGUUUCGAAGGCACGUCGAACUCAAGAUCCGUGAAGGUGCUCGAUGCAGCCAAGGGGGAACGAAUUGCUGCGCAUCUACGGUCUACCCGUUGCGAUUCUAGUCGACCAUUCAGCGGUUCGUGUGUUCCACAUACGUAUGGCUUCUGCGUGCACUGAUGAUCUUGCACAGAAUACGACGUUCAAUACUGAUCCAACCUCUAUGUGUGCAUGCAUAAAAGGUGGGUGUGAUUCUGUACGCACAAGUUAACCUCCACUUGUACACUGCUUAGUAUUGUGGAACUGGACAUGCGAUUUCACGAACGGACUUCCUUGUUACGUUAAGUCCAUUCCAUGGUGUUUACUCCUUUGUCAAUGAUCGUGCUGCGAGUGGUAUGAC